AUGGAGGAUAAGAAUGUAGCGAUCUGCUUGUUGCGCAGUUUCCGCAACAGCUACGAAAACGUAGUACUCAACUUGGAGAUGAGCAGCGCGGAACUGCGGACGCAUGACAUUGGGAAUGUGCUCAUGAAUGAGAAUAUCAAGAGACAAGGCGAGAAGAAGACGUCGGUGAACACUGAGGAAGCAAGCAAGACCAUCGGUACCGAGCGUGAGUCUCGCCAGUGUACCUUCUGGAGGAAAAAAGAGCAUACGGUGGAUCGAUGCUGGACCAAGCAAAAGGAAGAAAUCGAGGAGCUCGACGCGGCGGCAAUGCCCGUGGACGCGGAGUCGAUCGAGUUCAGUGGCAGGAAUACAGCAACAACCAUUUCUUCGGCCGAGUGGCGUUUGAUGUUUCGCUUGAAUGCGAGCUUUCUUCUGGCAAGGGCAAGUCUGGUAUGUAUGCAGUCGACAGCGGCGAGGCGCACCAUAUCUACUACGACAAGAACAAGUUCGCAGCUCUCAGUGAAAGCGAUGAAGGCGAAGUAUCGGUUGCGAAUGGGAGCAAGACUGCAAUCAUGA
This is a messenger RNA of Peronospora matthiolae, 555 nucleotides long. Lineage: Eukaryota; Oomycota; Peronosporomycetes; Peronosporales; Peronosporaceae. The record is from the annotation of a GenBank genome assembly.